Molecule: messenger RNA, 7169 nt
Organism: Daphnia magna
Lineage: Eukaryota; Metazoa; Arthropoda; Branchiopoda; Diplostraca; Daphniidae
Gene: Gug
Product: arginine-glutamic acid dipeptide repeats protein
Exons: 21
Coding region: 315-6761 (2148 amino acids)
Biological process (GO): regulation of DNA-templated transcription
Cellular component (GO): nucleus
Molecular function (GO): sequence-specific DNA binding; transcription corepressor activity; chromatin binding
Source: RefSeq, a predicted model, not a curated record
GAGGCCUCUGCCUGGGCUUCUGUCGCACGUGGGGAGUUUGCUGUUCGUUUCGUUUUAAAAUUCGAGAGAGAGAGAAAACAAAAUUUUUUACAUCGCUGUGCGUCUUAUUGACACUUGAGUGUACAGUGUGCCUAAUUUGGAAAGUGACGACCAAACGAGUUUUUUGAUGAUUUUUUUGUUUCGUUUAACUGGAUUAGCAUAGGACAUGUGGGAUUUUUCAAAGCUGCCAAGGAAAAAGACGAAAACGCUUCAAUCUUGUUGCUGUUGCGUUUUUAUCUGACCGAAAAGAAAGAAGAAGAAAACAAAAACAAAAAAUGAGUUCGAAUGGAACUGCAGAAAUGGUGUGUUCGAAACCUUCGCGUGUGGCCGGCAAAAGCGGUUUAGAACGAUCGGCUACCGGAAGCGGGUUAUCAGCUGGUCGUGCCGUCCAGCCAUCAAACAGUGACAUAAUUAUCAGCAACGCCAAUAAAAACACUCCGGAGAAGAGGAGCUCUCCCGCGUGCAGCGAAUCGCCGCGCAAAACGUUGCGACGCCGCGGCGUCAAAACGGAAGACGACGACGACGAAGACGCUGACAUGGCGGCGACGACAACGACGACGACGACUCCUGCGGACGAAACGAAUGACUACUACCCCGUGGCGGAAGACAAUGUGGCCGCCACUGCAGUGGUGGACACUGUCUGCGAGGACGUGUCCGUCGCCGUGACGGGCAAAAAAAAUAUUCGCGGCAAAGUUUGGCGAGCUCGCAACGGCGAUUACGUCAGAUACUUGUGCGUUGACGACGGAGCAGAUUAUCGUCCAGGAGAUGCCGCUUACAUUGAAAGCCAAUCAGCUGACCAACCCUUCUUUAUCUGCACCAUCCAAGAAUUCCGGCGGAGCAAGCGCGACACAUUGAUGGUCAACAUUAAAUGGUACUAUCGACCCUGUGAAGUUCCCGAAACGGUGUAUCAGCUGUUGGUGCAAGACCGCAACACAGAACAAGGCAACAAGAUCUCGUUUCUUCAUGAUCCCGUGAUUAAAGGCCGCGAGCUGUUUAUAUCCGACGCCACCGACACCUAUCCCGUAUCCUUGCUCAGGGGCGUGUGCCGCGUCCAGCAUUUCACUGACAUCCAAGGCGCUGAGAAGUUUUCCCCAUUCAAGGAUUCGUUUUUCUACAUUUUAGGCUACAAUCCAGAAACACGCAGACUGGCGUCCACCCAGGGUGAAAUUCGGGUCGGGCCGUCCCACCAGGCCCGGCUACCGGAAUUGCGUGCUCAGUUGGGGCUGGACAAACGUCCAGAGAGAUGCGAGGACUGGGAGGAGCCGCGCUGGGUGCCACCGCCUAACGCUCCGGGUGUGCGCGAUGGCGAUCUGAUCGUCUACAUUCAAGCUGCCCGUUCGGUGGCCGCUUUUGUCGGGAUGUGCGAUGGCGGAUCACCCGACGACGGAUGCCUGGCUGCAUCCCGUGACGACACCACCAUCAACGCCAUGGACGUGCUGCACAAUUCGAGCUACGAUUUGGGGAAAGCGCUGCAGACGCUGGCCAAAUGCCCCGUACCUAAAGGCAUCGACAAGAAAUGGUCCGAGGACGAAACGAAACGUUUCGUCAAAGGACUACGACAGUACGGCAAGAACUUUUUCCGCAUCCGUAAGGACCUUUUGCCCCACAAGGAUACGUCGGACUUGGUGGAAUUUUACUACUUGUGGAAGAAGACACCGGCCGCAGCCAAUCAACGACCUCAUCGUCGACGUCAUCGACAGAGUGUCCUCCGCCGGAUACGCACGACCCGCAACACUCGCGCCGCCAAGGAAGAACCCGGAGACUUGAGCUCGGCCAGCGAGGAUGAUAAUUCUGAUGAAGAUUCAGAUUCGAGAGAUUUAGCUGCUUAUCACUGUCGCCACUGUUUCUCUACAUCCUCGAAAGAUUGGCAUCAUGCGGGCAAGGACAAGGCCCUCUUAUGUACGGAUUGUCGAGUGCACUUUAAAAAAUACGGCGAGUUGCCCCUGUUAAAAACUACUCAGCAAGCCCAGGCCAGCGAGAGUGAGGCUCGCUCAGAGCCGCCGUACAUGUUUCGUCCCGUCCAAAAUCCUGACGAUGAAGAAGUGGAGGGCCGUGUUCGCACUAGAACACGCACAAAAGAACUGAACGCGAGGAAUCGACCCAAGCAAGACAGCGGCAACAACAGUCCGGAACCGGAAGGCAACGAGCGGCGAAGUCACCGGAAAUCGCCCAGCUCGGCCAGCAACUGUUCGUCGUCGUCGUCUUCGGUCGUGCAUGAGAAAGAUAAAGGCAAUAACGGGAACAAAGCCAAGUCGAUGGUGGAGAGUCCGAGUAAAGGGCACAAGAGACGCCACGGAGGCGGAGGAGCUGGAAGCACUGGCGGCAGUGGCGGCACCGGUGGCGAAGUGCCUGGUCCAGAUCGCGAGCAGGCCGGCAACGGCAACGAAGAUGAGCGUGGUCAGCCUCGUCAAAAGAAAAAGAAAAACGACGCCAAUUCUGAAAGCCCAUCGGAAAGUGUGUCGAGCGAAAGCAGCUCACUGGAAGAUAAUGGUAUGGAUGGAUUGGACGGCGAAGUUGACCAAGAUCUGGAGCCAAGCGAAGCCCGUAGCGCCGGUUCCGGGUCUGCCGCUGGCGGUUCGCGAACCUCGUCCCCGGAAAUGCCGGCCGGCAAGAGCUCCGACGCCAAUCCGUCUGCCGUUGCCGAGCAAUCGACUGGGCCGAACGAGCCCUCCGCCGUUCAAAUCUCGAGCGUCAACAAUGCCUCUUGCCCGACGUCCGGCCCGACGUCCACCGCCGUCCUGGCCAAUGGAGUGGGCUCCAACGAUGGAAUGCCGGACGAGAAGAAGAGAAGCGAUUCCCCCAGUCCGCCGCUGACGUUGACCGGCCCUCCCCCACGUCCGGGCAGUUUCGAACCGGUGAAGUCGAACCAGUCCGACGAUUUGCCUCCCAUGGUGAAACUGGAACCUGACUACAAUCCGGCCGCCAAUAAUUCUGCGACAAACGAGGACGUCAAAAGCCGUCCGGCAGCGCUUUUGUCGCCCAGCUCUCAAGACAAAAUGGCGUCUUUAGGGGGCAUGGAUGGCAAGAUGCCGCCCGCCCCGUGGCUGGGCAAAGAGGAGAUGUCACUCUCUAAUUUCGGCGCCGGUGGCGGUGGCGGCGGCCCAACGUCGCCUAAACUGCAGUCGCCCACCACGUCGUCGUGUCCGCCUCCGCUGGACAUGUCGAUCGCCGCGGCCGACGUUGCCAGUGGUGCCCUCAGGAAUGCCAGCAGCGGUGGUGCCUCAUCGGGGUCUGGCCUGCACCCGUCGCCUUUCAUGGUGCCGCCGGCCCAUUCCGGCUUCAUUCGACCCUAUGCGCCGCUGGAAUCGGCCGCCGCCGUGGCCGAUGCGGUCGCUUACUCUAUGGCGUCUCCUGCCCCGACGACGCUUGCCACUUCGAUUUCGACUGGCGGCCCGUUGGGUCUUGGACCGUUGCCGAUGCAGGGCACGCGCGACCUGCCCGAACAGAGCGAACCGCACAACUUGAAAAUCAAACAGGAAAUGGUGGAUCCGGCGGCCGUGGCGGCAGCGGCGGCGGCGGCGGCCUCGUCGGCUGUCAACUCGGCCUCCUUACGGGACAUGUCUUCCAUCCCGCGAGAUGGAUCGAUGCCGCCUUUAGGCGGUGGCUUCGUGUCCUAUCCCCCCACUGUCCCUAUGGCCUCUCUGAUGGAACCCAAGCGCGAACCUGGACUGGCACAUCCCCACCCGACGGCCUCUCCUCGGCUGGACAAGUCGGUCGGUGGAAUGGGUCUCGGUGGCAGUUCAUCGUCAAACAGUUCCAAAUCGAGCCCGGCCAUUAAGAAAGCAUCUACGCCUACUCCGCAGCAGCACCACCAACAACAGCAGCAGCAGCAGCAGCAACAGCAGCAAGGUCUCACGCAAUCGCAACAAUCUCAGCCGCCAGCACCUCCUCCGCCGGCCCAUUCUCUGCCUUAUCCGCCUCAUUUCCUGCCUCACGGUCUGGGAUUGGGACCGCCUCAAGGGUUGCCUCUGUCGCCGUAUCAUCAGCCGGGAGCGCACGCUUAUUCUCCCUACUACCCGUACCCGUUUGCGUAUCACUACCCGCCCAUGCGGAUGCACGCCCCUCCGCCGCCGGCGUCGUCUGGACCGCGGCCUCAGUCGCCGACGUCGUUCGCCGUCGUCUCGUCCGGAUCGGGUAAUUUCCCUCCGUCCUCUGUCGCCAAUUACCACCAGAGUUCUCUCAACCUGGGCAACUUCCACGCGUCACCUUCGGGCGUUGUCAACCCGUUCGCGCCCGGCGGUCCGGCAGCCGGCAACAAUGGAAACGGAAAUAAUGGAUCAAUGUCGGCGUCGAUGCAUCCUUCGCCGCCCGUCACUUCGACGUCGUCUUCGUCGUCGUCGUCCUCUUCCUCUUCCGGCCACGGCAACGUCAGCGGACGGCCCUACAGCAACAAGGGACCGUCGGAUCCGUCUCAAAUGGCACCGACGCAGCCUUCGCGAUCACGAUCGCCUCCGCUCUCCUCUUCCUCCUCCUCGUCUGCUGGGCCCAAUGUUGGGCAGGGGCCUCUUAAGCGAGGGCCCAGCCCGCCACCCAAACGGCCGCACCAUCCGUCUUCGGUAGCCAUGCCGGCCAUGUCGCACUCGAUGUCUUCGUCCUCGCCGUACUUGCCCAUCUUCUCGUCGCCGGCCUCGUCGAGUGGCGGUCUCGGCAGCGGCGGCUAUCCGCCCACUUCGGGCUCGAUGCCGACGUAUUCCGGCGUGGGGCCGAGCUCGUUUAGUUUCGGUGCUCCGUCGCUUGCUGAUUUGCAAGCCAAAUCGGAGUCGCCCUGGAAUCACCACCCGCAUCAUCCUCACUCACUGCCUCUACCUUUGUCUCAUCCGCAUCAUCACCUGCAGCCUCGUUCGUCCACGCCCAUCCAGCCGGUGGCCUCGACCUCAACAUUGUCCCAUCCGGCUGCCGGGCUGACGUUGGCGCCCGUUUCGCCGACGGUCGGCAACCAUUUGAUGGCCGGACUUGUUCCUCAAUCAUCCGCCUCCUCUUCGUCGGCGGCUGCUGCUGCUGCUGCGGCGGCGGCAGCGGCGGCGGCGGCCCUCGGGGCCUCUCACGAUGAAGCCAACAACACGAUGCACGAGGACAUGGAUGACGAUGCGCCCAGUCCGGUGACCAACACCAUUCCCCGCGGACCGAGUCCCGAACCAAGAAUUGAAGAUUCCGAGUGCCAUCGCAGCCAAAGUGCCAUUUUCUUGCGUCACUGGAAUCGCGGCGAAGGAAGCUCCUGUGCUCGAACCGAUCUCACUUUUAAGCCGGUGCCUGAUUCCAAGUUGGCGCGCCGACGGGAAGAGCGACUACGGCGGCAAGCUGAACGCGAUCGGGAUGAACGAGAAAAAGAAAAAGAGAGGGAAAGAGCUGCUGCUCAUGCGCGAAAAGCGGCAACGCCUGACAAGCGCGAAACGCCUAAGCCUUCAACGUCUGGAGCCGGACCAAUCGAAACCAUCACUUCUCCUGGAUUCGAUCGAUUCGGCCCACGUCCGUACCCCGAUACCCCGGCCUUGCGUCAAUUGAGUGAAUAUGCUCGUCCCCAUACGGGUUUCUCUCCUGGUGGUAUGCAACGAAACGUCCAAGGCGGACUUGGACUCGGCCCGCCGGCCAUGGAUCCUAUGCUGCACUAUCAGCUUGCCAGCAUGUAUGGCGCCGGAGCACGGGAGCGUCUCGAACUGGAGUUGGAACGUGAGAAGCGAGAGCGAGAGCUUCGAGAGCUGCGAGAGAGAGAAAUAUCUGAUCGAUUCAAGGAAGAGAUGUUGAAAAAUGGAGCCGGCAUGCCACCGGGCAUGGGAAUGCCGGGUGGUCCUGGAGGUCUUGGACCGAGACUUUCCGGCCCCCUUGAUCCCCAUUGGCUUGAACUUCAUCGCAGGUAUGCUGGAAUACCUGGCGGCCCACCUCCUGGUGCAGGAUUAGGUCCUCCUCCCGGUUUCGGUUUGUACCAAUUGGGAGGUAAUCCAGCUGGAGGUGGCGGACUGAACCCGAUGGAACGCGAACGACUCGAGCGGCUCGGCCUGCAGCUGCCCAGCGGUAUGGGAGGCUCGAUGGGCGGACCUCAAGGACCUGGCAGUGGAGGUGGCGGCGGCGGCGGUGGUGGUGGACCAGGCGACCCGCGUUCCGAGGCUCAAGCGCGAGACCAUCAGGCAGCCGUCGAUCGGUUGCAGGCGGAGCGCAUCCAUGCAGCCAUGGCGGACCAACUUCGUCUACAAAUGGCUGGUCUUAACCCCGAACUCCACACUCACGCUCACGCCCACACUCACAAUCACCUCCAUCUCCAUCCCUCAGGUCAAGAUAUGCCACCGCCGCCGGGAUUCCCGCUCAACGCCGGAUAUCCCAGACCUCCGCCGGGCAUGCUUCACCAAGACAGCGCGCUGGGACUGCAUCCGGCCGCUGCCGCCGCCAUGCUGGGUCGUCCCUACGACGAACAGUUUGCCCGGCAAUUUGCAGCUGAACAGCAGCUCCAGCGGCAGAUGAUGGAGCAGCGAUUCCCUCAUCCCGGUGCUCCACCCUCUGGCGCACCUUCAGGUCCUUCCCUACAUCCCCAUGCUCAUCCCAAUAUUGUUGCUCAACACGAAGAGUACAUUAGGUAUAAUAACACUGUUAGAACUAGUGACGACGGCUUCUUCUGGUUCGGCCAGUUUCUUAAUGAAAUUUCGUUAUCUCACUCCAGGCAACAGCAACAGCGUGAAAGAGAGAUGAAGGUACGAGCCAUCGAGGAAGCUGCUCGCGGGGGUCGACCUUAGUUGGAGAUCUUGAAUGCCGAUAAUGAAUAAAUUAAAUAUUGUGGUUCUUAUUCUCUUGCUUUUUCACCCCUUAAAAAAGAGAACGAUGGCUUUUAAAGCAAAAAAAAAAAAAAAAAAAUUGGAAAUAAUAAUAAUAACGUUUUUUUUUUAUUAUUGUUUUUUUUUUUUAUAUUUUUCCCUUUUUUUAAUUUUUUUUUUUUUAAUUUCUCAAUUCCUUUGUGUACAUACCACCCUUAACAAGUUUUGCUAUCGUUUGACAUUUUAAAGUAGUAACUGGCAAUGCUAUAAGAGAGGAGUCCCACUGGUUAUUGAGCCAAUCUCCCUCCUCUCUUCACAUCUUGAAAAUUCUCGUGUUCUUGUACUAUGCGUGUGCAACUACAGUAAUAAAUAUGAAGAGAUUUUCUCUUA